Molecule: messenger RNA, 6497 nt
Organism: Acanthochromis polyacanthus (spiny chromis)
Lineage: Eukaryota; Metazoa; Chordata; Actinopteri; Pomacentridae
Gene: hdac7a
Product: histone deacetylase 7a
Exons: 26
Coding region: 462-3362 (966 amino acids)
Biological process (GO): negative regulation of transcription by RNA polymerase II; chromatin organization
Cellular component (GO): histone deacetylase complex
Molecular function (GO): histone deacetylase activity
Source: RefSeq, a predicted model, not a curated record
AUAGUCCUGAAGGUCCGUGUGAAGUCAAGGCUAUUUUUGGUGGGACCCGCCUCGCCUGCUAUUUCUGUCAGCAGGAGCUCGGAGGGGAGGGAGCAGCUCCGGAGGGGCCGGACUUUCUUUUCUGCAACUUGCCUCCGACAAGUCUCUUUUCUGUUCCUCCUCUUCUCUACUGGCUCUACUGACAACACCAGCGGCUCCCUCCAUCACCUCCCGUCGGGCUUUCUCUCUCUCGGAUGCCUCCGGACUUGUUUUACGCACCAGACUGGAGCCGAUAUUAGCUGGAUUACCUCCAAGUGUGUGAGCUCAGGCCGCUUCAAGAGGUCGUUUAGUGGAAACGGCUCCCAGAAGAUGGAGUCAGCACCUCUGGGAACAUCUUAAAGACAGACAGACGAGACAGCCUACACCAUACAGCGACAGAUUCCUCGGUGGCAGUGCCGGUGUCGUGCGCGGCCUUGUUUCCCAUGGACCUCAGGGUGGGAGAGCGGGGGAUGCGCCCUGGUUCGGACACGGCGCUCCUCACCCCGCUGCACCCGCCUUUACUCCUCACUCCGUUCUCACCACAACCCCGCACCUCCUUCUCUCAGCAGCAACUGCACCAGCAUAUCCGGUUUAAUAUGGAACAGAGGAGGCGUGAGCAGGAGCACCAUGAGAAACAACAGGAGCUGCAGCAGCUAAAACACAAAGACAAAAGUCAGCAGAGUGCAGUGGCAAGUUCCCUUGUGAAGCAGAAGCUUCAGGAAGUGAUUCUUAAGAAGCAGAAACAGGCGGCGCUGGAAAGAACAAACUCCAACUCUCUGACUGCACCUCCUGUACCAUACAGAAAGCUGGGCCCAGACCCCAGUGUAUCCUCCCAGCCUCUGGUCUCAUCUCUGUCACAGCCUCCUUCUGACGUUUCAGAAGGGACACCGCUGCGUAGAGCAGCAUCUGAGCCCAAUCUGAAGGUGAAGCACAAGUUGAAGAAACACCUAAACACCCGCAAGAGUCCACUCACCCGCAAAGAGAGCGCCCCGCCCACCGUCAAACACAGAGUACCGGACACACUGGACUCGUCUCCCAGCAGCAGCAGCACUCCGGUCUCCGGCUGCAGCUCUCCCAAUGACAGUCUGCCCAAUGAGAAUGGACUACUGCCAUCUGCAGGCGGUCUAUCACACGAGGCCCAGAAGCUGCUGCUCAGAGACGGCACCCUCGCCAACUUCACCAUCCAGAGUUCCUCCACUCUGCCCACCAUCACACUGGGACUACCAGCUAACUCAAGGGUUGAAGGACAGCUGUCCUCUAUGAAGGUUGGCCGGGUGCCUGUGGUUGCUACCGGGGCCUCACCGGUCUUCCUCCCCCUCAGCAGAGACGACCAGGCUGGACAGAUGAACCCUCACUUGCCUGUCAUCAUCCUGGAGCCCUCUGGUCUGGUUCAUACUCCACUACUCACUGUUCCUGGCCUAGACUCCGUUCCGCUACAGUUUGCCCCCCAGUUAGACCACCUGUCUCCUGGAGGCACUCAGCCUCACAAGCCCCUGAGCAGAACACGCUCAGAGCCCCUUCCUCAGAGCCCCCGCGCCCUUCACACACACCUCCUCCAACAGCAGCACAACACACAACUACUGGAGAGGCUCAAACAACAGACCCACCUGGGAAAGCUGAUGACUAAAUCCAGCGAGAAGCCCAGACUGCAUCAGAUCCCCUCUGAGGACAUGGACUCAGAGGACGGUGGUAGGACAUCACCCACAGAGCCAACCUAUCCCAGCAGGGUGAGGGCGGAGUCACUGAGGGAGGCGGAGCCAGCAGCGUCCAAGAACCACGAAGAGCAAAUGAAUCUGCAACAUGCGCUCAUACUCAACCAGUCAUUGCUAUGGGAGCAGCAGAAGCAGCUUCAACAGCUCCAUCGACAAAUGGAGACCCUGGCAGUCCCCAUUCUACGCGGUAGUGGCAGCGGUGGGAUCGGCGGGGGUUUGGGUGUCCAUCGGCCCCUGUCACGUACACAGUCUUCCCCAGCCUCCACCUCUCUCACGCUGCCUGAGAAACCUCUGAGCCUGGCUGCACAGGACGCCAGCAGCAAACCUCGCUUCACCACUGGCCUGGUGUAUGACUCUCAAAUGCUGAAACACCAGUGUACGUGUGGAGAUAACAGCAGUCACCCAGAGCAUGCUGGGAGGAUACAGAGCAUCUGGUCCCGACUACAGGAGAGAGGCCUGAGGGGACAGUGUGAGAGUAUUCGAGGUCGUAAAGCAACUCUGGAGGAGCUGCAGUCGGUCCAUACAGAGCGCCAUGUGCUGCUCUAUGGCACCAACCCGCUCAACAGACUCAAACUGGACAACCGCAAACUGGCUGGAAUCCUCUCUCAAAGGAUGUUUGUGAUGCUACCAUGUGGGGGCGUAGGGGUUGAUAAUGACACCAUCUGGAAUGAGUCGCACACUUCCACGGCGUCCCGCAUGGCAGCAGGCAGCGUUGUUGAGCUAUCAUUCAGAGUGGCUAAAGGAGAGCUAAAGAAUGGCUUUGCUGUGGUCAGACCACCGGGACAUCAUGCAGAUCCCUCCAAUCCAAUGGGUUUCUGUUACUUCAAUUCUGUGGCUAUAGCUGCCAAGCAGCUCCAACACAAACUCAGCGUCAGCAAGAUCCUCAUUGUUGACUGGGAUGUUCACCAUGGUAAUGGCACCCAGGAGGUAUUUUACAGUGACCCCAGCGUUCUCUACAUCUCACUUCAUCGCUAUGACGACGGAAACUUCUUCCCUGGCAGUGGGUCGCCAGCUGAGGUUGGUUCUGGAGCCGGUGAGGGCUUCAAUGUGAAUGUGGCAUUCACUGGAGGGCUGGAGCCACCCAUGGGAGACGCUGAGUACCUCGCUGCAUUCAGGUCUGUGGUGAUGCCUAUUGCCCAGGAGUUCUCCCCGGAUGUCGUUCUGGUAUCGGCUGGUUUCGAUGCCGCUGAGGGAAACCCUGCUCCUCUAGGAGGGUACAAGGUCUCCGCCAAAUGUUUCGGCUUCCUGACCCGCCAGCUGAUGUCGCUAGCAGGAGGUCGUGUGGUUUUGGCCCUUGAGGGAGGUCAUGACCUCACAGCUAUCUGUGAUGCAUCAGAAGCUUGUGUCAGCACACUCUUGGGCAUACAGGACCCACUGCCAGAAGAUGUCCUCCUCCAGAAGCCCAAUGCUAACGCUGUCCGCUCCCUGCAGACUGUCAUCCAGAUACAAGGUCAAUACUGGCAGAAUGUGAAAGCCUCCAGUGGGUCAGUGGGUUUGUCGUACCUGGCUGCUCAGAGUAGAGACUGUGAGGAAACAGAUGCUGUCAAUGCUUUGGCCUCACUCUCUGUGGGAGUCCUUUCCAACAAGAGCCUCCCCGAUGAGCCAAUGGAGCAUGACAGCGACUCCAUAUAGGACGAUCUAACCAAUCACCUCGCAGAGCUCCCUUUCAGGAGUUGGGCCCCACCCGUAGCCUCGGAUCUCCUGCGCUGUCACAUGAACAUGAAGGGGACGUGUUUGUAAUGCCACUGAGCCCCACCCAUUCGCCUUCUUCACACACGUGUGCACCCACACAGCAACCACCAACACACAAUGCUGAACCUCUACAGACCUGCCGUUAUGAGCACCUCAAUGCUGGUAACCACUGGGCUGAAGCCAGCAGCACUACCUGCAGCUGAGAAACCUUCUGAAACCUCACCAAAGAGCAAUACAAGUUGAUUUUGAUAGACUUUUCAUGUCUCCUGACUGACAUCGGACUGUGUGUGUGGGUGUGUGUGUAUUAACAGGUCCAGUGCCGAAGCGCUGCGACCACGAACCUUUUAACGGACAGAAUUCAGAUGUGAAGUUCACCUCUGACUCUUCUUGAAGCACUAUGUACCAGCAGCUGUUUUGUUGCCUUAACUUUGCCUUAAUGUAAAGACCGACAUCAGGUUUCACAAAUAGGAGAUGUUGGACUUUAUAUUCUUUUCUCUUCUGCCAUGUUGCUUCCCAUAUCAGAGAUGAAGCAAACGCUGACCAAACAGGAUGCAAAAAGAUGAAAGCAAUUCCACAUGCGCUUCAUGGAUACGAUGCAAAAAUGUCACCAAGAAGAAGUGGCCACGUCAUGAAGAAAGAAUACAAAAGGAGACACAGAGAUUGUCUGCUUUAAUGAUGUCAUUACAUGCAGUUUAACCACUAAAAGAAGACAACAAAGAACUCGAGGGAAAGAGAGAAAAUGAAGACACAACACGGACCACUGUGGUUUUGUAUAAACAUAGCAAGGGCGGUUGUCCUUUGUUGUUUUUAUUGCACUGUUCAUUCCAUAAUGUGAACCAUAAGAAAUUCCAAAGCUCUGGGAAAAGAAAACAGUUCCUCUCUGUAGAUUAUUUAAUAGUUUUUUUUUGAAGAUUUGGAUGAAAUGUUUGCUAUAUUUUCCCACUCUUCGUCUGAGAUGUCUUACAAAGUCUCUAAGGACACAUAUGGGCCGAAAUACUGUAGAGUUGUAUUUCCUAUGAAGUUAAUCCGAAAAGUAGGCAAGAUUUUCGAAGCAGGAUCAUUUUUCUCUGCUGUUCAGUGUCUUAGAUUCACAAACCUACAUACACGUACAACGCAGUGAUGAACUAUUGAUGUACCACUAGUAUUGAAUACUGUAUAUUAUUGUUUAUACUGGAGACUAAAGGAGUGUUCAUUCCACCGUGGCACCACUGAGGACCAUUGUAUUGUUCUAUAGUAGCAAUACUGUUAAUGCACUUAAUGGACAUCACCCAAAGAAAGCUGCCUUAAAACAGCCUGCAUUUGGCAAAUGGACUGUAUGGAAGCAACACAAGGGACAGGCAUGGACACUCUGCUUUUGAAAGACAAUGUUUGAACCUGUGGAUUUAGGUGAACAUCACAUAUGCAGCCUUUUGUAAACUCUUUGUAUAUGAGUACAGGUCUGAAUGCUUUGUUCCCUGACUAACAGUCUAAUUACAGACAUUAAUGCGUCGUGUUGGGUUCAUCAUUGGAGAAGAGCUUGACUGUUUUUUCCAGAUGAGACUCUUCUCUGUAACUGCUCUUAGUAGCAACUCUUCUUGUUGUACAAUCAUAUCAUCGAGACAACUCCGUACUUACAUGUCAGUCUGUCAUCUAAGCUGGUAUUUGUAAUAGAGGUCAUGUUGAUCAUCGAUUUGCAGAAUUUUUUAUGCUUUUUUUUGACCGCCCUGCUUACAGGGGCAUGUAAGGGCUCUGCAUUCCAAAAGUGAAAAAUAACAACAUUGUGUUUCUUAGUUUGGAGCUUAUUGUGUAGCAAAAUCAAGCUUGUUAAAGUCUUUUUUCAUGUAUACUAGGUUUGACCAGUUUAGGCUUUUGAUUACUAAUGUUUUUAGAUUAGAGCUGCAGAUAGCUGAGUCUAAUUUGUGGUCCAUAAAAGACAGUCCUCUAUUAUUUUAGGCUCUUCAAGCUUCUAAAACUAGACACUAAACUCUCUUUAAACUGAAACUAAUGCAAUCCUAAUUUUGACUCGUGUUGCUCCUUACAUGGCUUUCUCUGAAAAAGGUUUCUGUUUUGUUUUCCUUUGAAUUUUGUAAUCCGUGACUGGAUUGUUUGAGCAGCACAAUCUAAUUUUCAGUUCUUCUUGUCAUAGGUUUGUCAAAGAGAGACACAUUUUAGUGUUUGUAAGUAAAUUUAACUAACUGAAGGAAGUAUUAUCAGUGCAGCGUUCAGGGAGAAAACUGUACGAGUGUUUGUUUUAAUCAGACCCUGGGCAUUGUCUGCCCAACAGAAGGCCUCAGAGCUUUUACUUUAAACAAAAGGUAGAUACCAAAAUGUAAGAUUUUGCCAUUGCAGAGGUCCCGCUGUUGCUGCAGCACUGUUCCAUCACAGUAGGAAGAGUUGCGACAUAGUGAAUGGAGGACUUGUGUUCUGCAGUGAGUGGUAUGUCAUUCUUGUCGUGUUGUUCAUAGUGUUCUUAACAGCAAGUGACAGCAUUUAAACAAUGUGCUGUGUGUGUCUUAUACAGCAUGCCCAGCAGGUGCAUGUGGUGUCUAUGAAGUUGAUGUUGUCUGAUGUGUCAAUGAAUGGAGGCGUGUGAGUGUGAGAGCGUUGGUGAUUGCAUGUGCGCCAGUACAUAUGUACACAUCUGUCGUGUGUUCUGUGCAUGCAUUUGCAAGUGUUAAAGUGUUUGUCUGUCCUUCAAAUACUGUAAAUGACCUCUCCUGUAUUAUAUUCCCGUUGGCUGUUUUUAUGUCUUAUGUAGAGGCCAGUAUUGCCUCAACUCUUAAUUCCCUUUAUUACUGAUGUAAUUUCUACCUUCUUCUUAAAGAAAGACACUGUAAAUAGAAACUCCAAGACCAAAAUACACGUCACACAUGUGCCUUGAUGCAUUCAGUAGUAUGUGUAUUGGUAACUCAUAACUAACUGGACUUACAGUAACUCUGUAUCUCUAAACAUGACAUUGAAAUCUUUGUUUCAUGCUAUUCUUUAUUAUUUACUUAUUUUUCUUUCACUUUUCCUACCAUGUGUAUGUAUAGAAAGAUUGUCUAUUUUGUACUUUUUGCCUUUUCCUCUUGAUUAAAAAAUAAUUUCCAGUAUAAA